ACACUGAAGAUAAAACCUGUUUGUCCCAGACUCCAUUUUAAACUCGAUGGAGCAGUCAGAGGAAUACAGGUCGUCUGAGUCAGGUCGUCUCAGAUUUGAGAAGAUGAGUGAUUUGGAGGAAGAGGGGGACAGAUCAGAGUUGCCUGUGUCCAGCUGUCUGUCUUUGAAGAGUAAAUUUGAUCCUCCAGACUUCAGUAAUGAACCUGGACCCUCAGACACAAAACAGAGAGCUGAGUCUCCAGUGUCCAGCUGUCUGUCUUUGAAGAGUGACCGGUCUUUGGACAGACCUACAACCUUCAGUAAUGAGCCUGGACCCUCAGACACAAGACAGAGAACAGAGUCUCCAGUGUCAAGUUGUCUGUCUUUGAAGAGUGACCGGUCUUUGGACAGACCUAUAAGCUUCAGUAAUGAACCUGGAUCCUCAGACACAAAAGAGAAGAAGAAGAGGAGUCAUGUUUCUGUGGAGGAGCAGCUGUCCUGCUGUGCUUUGUGUCAGGACGUCCUGAAGGAUCCAGUCUCUACCAGCUGUGGACACUGGUUCUGCAGACAGUGCAUCACCUCAUACUGGGACCAGUCUGCUUCAUCAGGAGACUCCGCCUCUCCUCAGUGUGGGAAAAGAUCCAGAACAAGAGCUGGACUGCAGACAGCCAGUCAGACCAUCACUGUACAAACAGGUAGUGGUCUGCAGGAGGUUUUAGAUGAACAUAAAAUCAGUCUGAGGAGGAGAUGUGAACAUGUGACUGAAGGAAGUGAUGAAACAGGAAGUGAAACCCUCCUCAACAGGAUCUACACUGAGCUCUACAUCACAGAGGGACAGAGUGAAGAGGUUGAUACCCAACAUGAGGUGAUGCAGCUUGAGAGAGCUUACAAGAAGAUCCUCCAUGACACUCCAAUCAAGUGUCACGAAAUCUUUAAAGAUUUACCUGACCAACAGAUACACAUCAGAGUUGUUCUGACGAAUGGCGUUGCUGGCAUUGGAAAAACCUUCUCAGUGCAGAAGUUCACUCUGGACUGGGCAGAGGGUUUGGAAAACCAAGAUGUCAGUCUGGUGAUUCUGCUUUCGUUCAGGGAGCUGAACUUGAUCAAAGAUGAGCAGUACAGUCUUCUCACUCUGCUCCAUGUUUUCCAUCCAACAUUACAGAAGGUCACAGCAGAGGAGCUCGCUGUCGGUAAAGUUCUGUUCAUCUUUGAUGGCCUGGAUGAAAGCAGACUGUCUCUGGAUUUCCACAACAAUGAGGUUGUGACUGAUGUCACACAGAAGUCAUCAGUCAGCGUGCUGCUGACAAACCUCAUCAAGGGGAAUCUGCUUCCCUCAGCUCUCGUCUGGAUAACUUCCCGACCUGCAGCAGCCAAUCAGAUCCCUCCUGCAUGUGUUGACAGGGUAACAGAAGUACGAGGCUUCACUGACGCCCAGAAGGAGGAGUACUUCAGGAGGAGAGUCAGUGAUGAGGAUCUGUCCAGCAGAAUGAUCUCCCACAUCAAGACAUCCAGGAGCCUCCACAUCAUGUGUCUAAUCCCAGUCUUCUGCUGGAUCACUGCAACAGUUCUGGAUCCCAGUCUUCUGCUGGAUCACUGCAACAGUUCUGGAUCACAUGUUGACUACAGAGCAGAGAGGAGAACUACCCAAGACCCUGACUGACCUGUACUCACACUUCCUGCUGGUUCAGAGUAAGAGGAAGAAGCAGAAGUAUGAUGAGGGACAUGAGACAAGUCCACAGGAGCUGACGGAGGCUGACAGAGAAGUCCUUCUGAAGCUGGGGAGGCUGGCAUUUGAACAUCUGG
Molecule: messenger RNA, 1782 nt
Organism: Epinephelus moara (kelp grouper)
Lineage: Eukaryota; Metazoa; Chordata; Actinopteri; Perciformes; Serranidae
Product: NACHT, LRR and PYD domains-containing protein 12-like
Exons: 6
Coding region: 47-1639 (530 amino acids)
Source: RefSeq, a predicted model, not a curated record